AUGUCAAAUAGAAUUAGGGUGGCUCUUGUUAUGAAUCUUUUACCUCUUAUAUUCUCAGUUGCUCCAGUUCGUUCCAAUCAUCAAGGUGCGGUGCCUCUCAAAUCCAUUAAGAUAGAUAAAAAUGUGACAUACGAUUGCAUAGAUAUUUAUAAGCAACCAGGACUUGAUCAUCCCUUGCUCAAAAACCACACGAUCCAGAUGAAACCAUCAAUUUCAAGAACUAGAUUAAAGAGUCAGAUUGGCGACAAUAAAACAUAUACGAAGAAAAUAGAAUGUCCAGAUGGAACUGUUCCUGUGUUGAGAACUACAAAAGAAUUUGUCAAAAAUGCUCAACUUUUUGCCGAAAAACAUUUCCAUCCGCUAUCAGGCGGUAGUCCUGGAACACAUCAUGCUGUAGUAAGAUCAUUUAGUGGUCAAUUUCAUGGUGUAGAAGCGUGGUUUAAUGGUUAUAACCUAAACGUUGCACAAGAUCAAGCCUCAUCUAGUGCAAUAUAUAUAGGCAGUACUGGACCGAAUAAAGAAGGGAAUAUUAUCGCAGCGGGACUGAUGACAAAUCCAGGCCUUUUUGGCGACGGACGUGUUUGGAAAUAUGGAUUUUGGCAGGGCAAAGAUGGAAAAGGAUGUUACAAUACGGCAUGUCCAGGGUUUGUUCAAGUAUCAUCAGUGAUUCCCAUAGCCCAACCCUUUGAUGUUCCGCCAGGGAAACCUGUCUGGUCGCAUCGAUUCAUUCAUCAGGACCAAAAUACAGGAAAUUGGUGGAUCACACAACUGGGACCAAAUGAGAACAACGUAGAUAUUGGAUAUUUGCCAAAAGAGUUAUUUAACCUUUUAAGUGUUGGUGGAAAUGUGGCUGGGGUUGGAGGUAUGGUUCAAGGUUCACCUUCUGGUUCUAGUCCUCCUAUGGGUAAUGGUAAUUUCCCGAAUAAAGAAUCAGCAAUGUUUUCAAAUAUAGGGGUUUUGAGUUCUAACUAUGAGCAUCGUAGCCUCGAUUUUUUUCCUAUAGAGGAGUUGGUAGAUAGUCCCAAAUGUUAUGGGCUAAAAAUUGGUAAGGAAAAACUAUUCCAUCGUAAUCACCGUGGAUUCUUUUUCAAUUAUGGUGGUCCAGGAGGAUACUCUUGCUAA
Eutrema salsugineum is the source of this 1122-nucleotide messenger RNA. RefSeq lists its product as uncharacterized. NCBI's taxonomy places the organism in Eukaryota, Viridiplantae, Streptophyta, Magnoliopsida, Brassicales, Brassicaceae. The transcript is spliced from 7 exons. The coding region runs from base 1 to 1122 and encodes 373 amino acids. The record is from RefSeq and is a predicted model, not a curated record.